CAAUAUUACUGGUGGAAGCUUUUAGACCGUGGGCCAGAAAUCGUAGCGUGCAGAAUCGUUCGGAGUUUUUGGUGGCAACUUUUUUUCUUUCCUAAUGGACUCCUUUUGUGACACUGAUUAAUAUUUUUGAUGUUGCCGGCAGAAAACCCUGCAAACUAAUGUGAAAAUCAAGGUAGAAAAUUGCCACUUUCCCGUCGCGUCGGCGAUGUUUUUUUGAACGCCGAUUGAGGGCGGUAUGUUGCAACCUCGAAUCAGCGCUUCGUAACCGAUUUAGAAAAUUGCGUUAAUUUUCCCGGGGAUGAGGAUGUCAGGAGAAACAUGGCGGCGCCCGUCGGCAGGACGUGCGUUUGCAACGUUGGCGAAGAAAGCGGUUAAAUUUCACCAUUUUCAGAGACGUGCUGGAAGACGUUUGUAACUUGUUGUCAGCAAUGGCAAGAAUUGGAUGGAAAGGAGAGGGAAGUUGCCCAAAAAAGCAAAGAUAUAGCGAAAAACGAACGACCAAAGGCCGAGUACGGCUACCACCGUCAUGACCGUACCGGCAUUGCUAGUACCACUGCCAGAUAUUCUGCAAUGUAUCAAAAAUAAAGCGAGCAAAACUGAGGAUGGAAAAGAGCUCAACUAGUGAAGGAGGUGAUGGCACAGGAGAUGUGGUAAUCCCCCGCAAGAGAAGACGCACAGGAGAGAAAGAGCAAAGGACCAGGCAUGCUCUACCAGUGGAGUGCAUCAUAUACAAGAAGAGCAAAUGGAUCCAGCCGCCAUAUGGACCGCGGAAAAAAGAGCCACUCACAAAGUGCGAAUAUGAAAAAGGUCAAGACAUGGUGGCAAUCGAAGUCCGGUAUCACAGAUCAUGCCACAAGAAUUACAUCAAGGCGACUUGCCGUGUACAGACUUGUGUCGUUGCAGUGAUUGUGAGAACACCACUACUGAAGACAUCGAAUGCCUGUCCAGCGAUGACGAAGAAAGUGACAUUGAAGACGAUGAAUAGACACAGGGACUUAUCGUAGUACAGAAAAGUUUACAUACCAGUAUUCAUCAUCAGCCAUAUUUAUGUGUUUGCUCAUUCUACAUGUACUUGUAAAUAUGCAUAGCUUUUUUUUGGCAUGGUGUAGACAGCAGAAACGUGAUUUGCCAUCAUGUCUUUCAGGAAGAAUAUUUCUUUGGUUUGUUUUUUACAGCAAAUUUCCAGUUUCCAACAGUAUAUUUGUAGGCUUAUGACAAUUCCUCAUCUACAAAUAGUUCUUCCAGCUCUACCUUCUGUCGACCCAAGUUGAUGCUUGAGACGAGCGCAACAGCUCCACACUUAAGUGAAAAACUCAAUAUAUGUAAUGCCUUGACAAUCCAUUAUUGCAUAAUUGCAUACUUUAUUACAAUAAUUAUGACAUAUAUGUAUUUGGAAUUAUGGAAGUUCCAGGUCUAGACAGUUAAUUUUUGUGUUAAUGGCAAAUUCAGGGAUACCUUGAAGAAUUUUUUUUAAGAAGAACAUAUUAAGUAUGGCCAAAGAUUUAUUUGUUGCUUAUUUAUUAAUUUAUUACCACAAAAUAAAACCUUUCCAAUUAGGUCAUUGUUGGAACCAAAUACUCUAUUUUAGGUAAAUGACAUAAUUUGGUAAUCUGCAAAUAAGUCUUUGAACUUCAUAUGGUAUGGAAAACUCGGUGAUAUCUUGAAACAAAAAAAAUUGGGUGGUACAAAGUGUUGACUGUGGUCAACUUAGCGUUACUUUUUGAUAGUUUGAGAAUUAAUUACCAUUUAUUGCUUGCAUCAAGGACUUUACUUUAGGUAAAUGAAAUAAGUCAGUCUUCUCCAAAUAGUUUUUCCUUCCAUAAACAUUUAAGAUUAAAACUUAGUGCUGUUAUAAUCCAAUUUGUUGCAAAAUUGCACAAUUAAUUACCAUAAUUAUGUAAUUAUGUUAAAUUUGGAGACAGCUCAUUUUGGAUUAAUGACAUAAAUGUACAUGUAAUUCAAUACUUUCAGCCUCACAUGCAAAAUUUCAGUGAUACCUUGAACAAACUAUUUAUUGGCAUAAAAAACACUGAAUAUGGCCAAAGCGUUAUUUUGUGCAUAAUUUCAUAUUUAAUGAUCACAACAAUAAAACCAUUAAUAUGAUAUUUUUCCUUGGCAUCAAUAUAACAACUGUUUUAGGUUAGUUAUAUAAUGCAGUCGUAUACAAUAACAGAAAAGGUCAGUCAUGCCUUAUAUGGAAAAGUCAGUUACAUGUAUGCCUUAUGUGCCAAUUGCAAUAAAACAUAUAUGAGCAUAUGAACAUUGUUUUUGCAUAUUAAUUAAAGUACAUGUAAUUAAGAAACCACCUUGUAUAUGAACCUACAAGUCUAUAGAGUUAAUAAUCAUUAAUUAUUCUAAGUGGGUGACGAUCUGCAUUUGAAUCGGAGUAGCCGUUUCUGAGAACUUUAAGGGGAUGGAUACCGCCAUCGGUCGCUAGGGACCCCUAAUAGAUUUUUGGGGGGGAUCAAACUUUGGACGGGGAGUGUGACUAAACGUGCCACUUAACAGCUCGGCAACAGGAAGAAUUGAAUUCAGCACCCUCGAAUUGACAAAGAACAAGCAUUUUUUUCUUGCCACCAAAAAUUUUUAACGGACUUCAUUUUCUAGGCGAGAUAGGAUUUCUGGCCCACGGUCUA
Messenger RNA from Patiria miniata (bat star), 2636 nucleotides. RefSeq lists its product as uncharacterized. The record is from RefSeq and is a predicted model, not a curated record. The transcript has 4 exons. The coding region runs from base 603 to 1004 and encodes 133 amino acids. Lineage: Eukaryota; Metazoa; Echinodermata; Asteroidea; Valvatida; Asterinidae.